AUGUAACCAUAUUUCUUACCAGGUGACCAAUAGUUUGCAUUUCAAUUAGACUCUGAUAUCCAAAGUAAAGAAUUUAGAGAUUUCUUAAAGAAUACAUGCCAUAUUAAAAUUACAAUGAAUUAACCUAUUUAUCCUAGUUCUCUUAUCCUUCCCAAUUCCCUGGAUACUCUGUAGAUUGUUUUCCAGAUAAUGAAGCAAUACAUUAACAAAAAUAAAAAAAAAGUAAAAAGAUUAAGUAAGCAUUAAUCCACUAUUUUAAGAAAUAAUGAUUCUAUAGGAUUACUUCCAAAAACUCUAGAAUUCACAAAAUAAGUGAUUGAAGAGCCUACUCAUUCUCAAAUUUAAAAAGAUUAAAUGUAUUUACUCUUUAUUUAUAUAUAGUCAAAAAUAAAUCACUCCUUAUUCGAUUUUCCAUUGUAUUUAAGGAGCUCCUAUUCCAAAAUUACAAUCAGAUAUUAUAUCAAAUUAAGAAGCUUAAGGAUCAUAAGAAGGAUCUCAAUAAACUUAAAAAUAAAAAGUAUAACAUCAACAAACUAAGAAACCAAAAAAAGAACACAUUAACACUGGACAUUGGUCAACUGAAGAACAUACAACUUACAUAGGCUUUCUUUAAUAAUAUGAAAGUAUUAUGACUUCUUCUAUGAUGAAAAAAACUUCAAAAAUUUUCAAAUAAAUGAGUGAACUCAUUGGAACAAGAACUCCUAGUCAAUGUAGAAGUCACCAUUAAAAAUUUAAUCCUUAUGCUUUAAGAGGUGAAAAUGGUAAAAGAUUACCUCGUACUGAAAGAAGUAGAGCUGGUAGAAAAAAGAAGAAUCCAUCAUGUGAUAUUCCUAAAGCAGGUUUAAAAUUUCUAUUAAUAUAAUAGUUGAUCUCAAUAUUUAAUAGAAUCAUAUUGAUUAAGAAUAAUUAAUGAUUAUGUAUGAUAAACAUUUGAUUCAUCAUAUACCUUAUGAAUAAUGGAAUCCAUAUUAUGAUAUCCACUCAAAUAUUAAAAAAGAAGAAGAUUAAGAUCAUGAAUUAUAACAUAGUUAACAAAUUCAAUCAUUACUUCAUAAUUAAUUAGAAUACGAAGAUUUCGUUAGACUUAAUUAUCAAAAACACUAAAUUAAUAUCGAUUUUAUUGAAGGACAUAAUUUUAUUCAAAAUGAAUAUUGA
Messenger RNA from Paramecium sonneborni, 1155 nucleotides. NCBI's taxonomy places the organism in Eukaryota, Ciliophora, Oligohymenophorea, Peniculida, Parameciidae. The record is from the annotation of a GenBank genome assembly.